AGAGAGAGGAGAGGGUAUAGAGAGGUGUAGGAGUGGGCUGUGUAUCAGCUGGUGCUGGCGGUGGGGUGACGCGUGCUGCUGCUCCUCCUCCUGCUGCUGCUGCUGCUGUAGCUGUCUCAGUCUCACGCUGGCCACACUACACCUCCUGAGAUCAUGGAUGAUUCUGAAGCCCAGGAGAAAGAACAUUUUCAGCGAAUUGUCCAUGCAUUCAAAUCUUACAGGUCCCAAACCUUAAAGAAAGUGACGGAGAAAGAAGGUUAUAUAAAAACUCUGCCCCCGCACCACCAGUCGCUUCUGGAGUCAUACAAAAGUCACCUGGGGCAACAAAGGACUUGCAUAGAGCAUAAUGCCGAGAUAAUAAAACUAAUAAUUAAGGAUGUAGAAAAUAUGUUUGAGAAUGUGCAGCACGAUCCUCUGAACAUAGAGGAUGACCAUGGGAAUAAAUUGUUGGCCCCUGAUAUUGAGAAAGUUCAAUCAACCAUAAGGCAAAUUGUUCGGGAUUGGUCAACUUCAGGAGAACAUGAAAGAAAUCAGUGUUAUGGCCCAAUCAUACGACAGGUUGAACAUCUUUUUCCCGAGAAUAAAGUGUGUGCCCAAGAUAUCAGCAUACUGGUUCCUGGCGCUGGACUUGGCCGUUUGGCUUAUGAACUGGCAAGACGAGGUUAUGCUUGCCAAGGAAAUGAAUUCAGUCUAUUUAUGCUCUUUGCAUCAAACUUUGUCCUUAACAAAUGUCGUGGGCUGAAUAGUUUGCGCGUGUACCCUUGGGUUCACACGGGAAGCAAUACACUGUGCAACAUAGACCAGCUGCGUGCUGCUACAUUUCCCGAUGUGGAUCCUUCUGAUCUUCCACCACAAUCACAGUUUACAAUGGCAGCUGGAGACUUUUUAGAGAUUUAUACUGAAGUGGGUGUUUGGGACUGUGUUGCUACAUGCUUCUUUGUGGACUGUGCGAAUAAUAUUGUGGCUUUUAUUGAAACAAUAUACAAAAUUUUAAAACCUGGUGGAUACUGGGUGAACUUGGGGCCACUUCUGUACCACUUCGCAGACCAGCCUGGGGAACUUUCUAUUGAACCCAGCUAUGAGGAAGUGAAAAGUAUUAUCUUGGGCAUUGGCUUUAAAAUUACGGUUGAGGAAAAGGGGAUUAGCACGGCUUACACACACAACCCACGCUCCAUGCUCAACUAUGAAUAUCAGAGCAUCUUCUUCGUAGCUCACAAACCAUUUUGAUAUUUUUUGUUUGAUAUGUGUCAUACCUAGUAGCCAGAACGCACUUCUCGGCCUACUAUGGUAGGCCCGAUUUGCCUAAUUGGCCGAGUGAUUUUCUUUAUUUUCAGUAAAAAUGUUUCCAAUUGGUUUAUUUGAAGUACAGUA
This is a messenger RNA of Procambarus clarkii (red swamp crayfish), 1371 nucleotides long. RefSeq names its product carnosine N-methyltransferase. Gene Ontology annotation, biological process: carnosine metabolic process. The record is from RefSeq and is a predicted model, not a curated record. Gene Ontology annotation, cellular component: nucleus; cytosol. NCBI's taxonomy places the organism in Eukaryota, Metazoa, Arthropoda, Malacostraca, Decapoda, Cambaridae. Gene Ontology annotation, molecular function: carnosine N-methyltransferase activity.